Tetrahymena thermophila SB210 is the source of this 14490-nucleotide messenger RNA. Its product is annotated as phage head-tail adaptor family protein, putative. Gene Ontology annotation, molecular function: calcium ion binding. The record is from RefSeq and is a predicted model, not a curated record. NCBI's taxonomy places the organism in Eukaryota, Ciliophora, Oligohymenophorea, Hymenostomatida, Tetrahymenidae. The transcript is spliced from 33 exons.
AUGAGUUCUAUCCACAAUAAUUCUCAAGAUAAAAGUGGAGAAAAAACCUAAGAAGUUAUUUAGAAAUAAGAUUAAGUUGUAGAGAACAAUGUAGUUACUAAUCCUAACUAAAUAGAUAUAGUAGUUGACAGCUAGAGAGCUAUCAACGAAAAUGAUUAAGAGAAUUUCAAAUAAAACUUGAACCAAAAUGUCCAAGAUAUACAGAUCGAAUCAAAUGGUAAAAUAGAUGAAAACCAAGGAUUGCUUUAGAAAACGAAUGAAGACAAAUAAUAGAUGGAAAUAGAAAUGUAGAAACUCAAAGAAGAAGAAUAAGAAAAAGAUAAAGGUAAACAAGAUAAAUUCGAAUAAGCCUUAAAAGAAGAAGAUGCAAUUCCAAUAGAUAUUGGAAGGACAAGCACAAAAGCAAAGACAGUAAAAGAUAAAGGAAAUAAAAAUAAAGGUGCCAAAGACAAAGGAGGAAAAGACAAUAAAAAUAACAAAGAUAUUUCUACACAGUAAGGUUCAGUUAUUGUAACUAACAGCAUGGUUAAAAAAGAAGUUAAAGCAGCAAUAAAAUAAAAUACUUUCCAAUAGCAACGAGCCUUACAGAUGCAAUUUAAAUAAAGGUAGCUUGAAAUGAAGAAAAAUGAAGGUUAGUAGAACUAGAUGCAAAAAUCAGGAUUCUCUAUCAAGAAUUUACUUAAAGAUAAUCUUUUUAUUAGAAAAUCAUGGAGAAUAUUGUUAUUAGUACUGUUAGUAGCUUUAAUCCUAACUCUAAUAUUAGUCUUUUACUACUCAGUUGGAUUUGUUAGAGGAUCUUUAAGAUUAGGUAACAAUGAGAAAGUGGCCAUGAAUUUAGAGAGUUGUUCUUUAAUGAUCUAUGACUACUCUCUUAGAAGCAAAUAUACUUUAGAUGUUAACUUCUUAUCUGCUUCGCUGUCUAUACCAAGUUCAGUAGCUUCUGACUAGAACAUGUAUCUUCAAUACAUAUAUCCAAAUGCUCCUCUUUAAGAGCACCACAGCACAUUUUCUGAAAGUGAAGAUAAUGGAGUCAAGACCCUAGAAUUCAAUAAUAAAUUAAAUAGCUACGAAUGCGAAAUCGUAAUGUUCGUUUAUAAAGAUACUUAGCUUUAAUCUCUGGAUAUCAACUGCGGUGAUACGAGUCAAUGCAAUAUUAUUAUUUACUCAUAAUAAUUGAGCAUAGCUACUAUGAAUGUUAAGGGUUUAAAUGUCUAGAUGAACGCUCCUUACCUAAAAGCUGAUACAUUCACUUAUUUGAGUAUGCAAGGAUCUAUAGAAAUACCCUUCUUUGUUUUUAAAACUGCUAAUAUAAAUACUAGAGAAGGAGAUAUUUCAGUACAAUCUACAAGCGAUAUUACACUUACUUAUAAGUAGAAAGAUCCCUAUAAUUGUCUUUCUGCUAAGUCAGUAACUGAUUAAUCCAACAAUUAAUUGAAAUUGGAUGAUUAUCAGAAAAGCAUCUAAUUUGAGUCUGAUUAAUCAAAGUGUGACGCAAUCUAUCCAUGGGGUCUCUCAUAAGCUUCUUAAACACCUGAUAAAGUAAUUGAAUAUAGGUGUUAUAGCAACACAGUUAUUCUAGCAAACGAUGGUAAAAGUAAAUCUACUUUAACUGCUUCUAAUUCCUUUGGAAAUAUAUUUGUAAAUGUUAUUUCUGCAUAAGGAUAGCAUUCAUAGGCUUCUAGUGCAAGCAACAAUAUUGUAUUUAAUAAGGCAAGCAAAACUGAUAAUCAAGAUAAUAAUAAAAACAUUGAUUACAUUAAUUUUUCAAAUUUAGCUUAAAUUAACUUACUAAAUCUAACCAAAUCAGCAUCAAAUCCUAAAGUAUAUGAUCCUAUAUUCGUAUUUGAAAUAGGUCCUAAAUUCACUAGAUCAUCCACAUUUUAAUAAGUUUAAUUUUCAUACAAUCCUGCUUACAGUUAUAUGAAGCCUUAUUGGCUUGGAGAGCUAACUUUGACAUUAAUGACUACUUAAAAAUAUAGUGGAUAGUAUACUAUAUCUCCAGGAUUUUGUCCUUAUGUUCCUUCUCUUUCAUUAGAGAGAAUUCAUAGCACUUAGUACAUGAUAACUAAUUUUAUGUAGUAAAACUCAGCACCAUAAUAUGCUUUAGCAAGUGACGCAUGGUAGCCAUAUGUUGAUUAUCCUCCAUAGAAAUUCAUUUCAACAGAUACUUACGAAGGAUUUAAGGACAUUAGCUUAAAUAGAAAUCGCGAUGAGCAAUGGAUAGGAGUUGAUUCUGAUUAAUCUAAAAAUUACAGUGUUACAAAUUAUGAUGUUUCUUACAGCAGUUCAUUAUAUGCUGCUAUUGUAGUUAGUUGUAUUCUUUCAGGUAUUUUAGGAGUUAUUUUGAUGGUUAUUCUAGUUUUUGCCAUCAAUUAAAAUUAUAUUUGGGUUCUUAAUCACAUAGCAAGUGUUAGAAAGUAUUCAUAGUUAGAAAAAGGUGGAGCAGGAGAAAUAGAUGAGUCGACUUUGGACAUACAAAAGAGACGUUUUUAUCUUGAAUAUAAGGAAUAAUAACAAAUGAUAGAAGAAUAAAAUAAGAAAGCUUUAUAAGAUGCAGGUGAAAAUCCUGAAAAUGAGGAAUAAGGUUUCGUUCCUAAAUAUACUAUUACCAGUAUAUUUACUUUAUUCUAUUAGUUAAUUUAUCUCUCUCCUCCUUUAAGUGCUUUUAUUGACUACGUAGUACUCUUGCUGCACAAAGCAAAACAAAAUUCUAUUAGUGAGUUCUACAAGCUUCUCUUUAGGUCUAAAAAGCUGAAAGAAUUAAAAGAAAAUGAAGAUGAAGAAAUUCACAGUUUAGAAAAAGAUUAAAUAUUAGGAAACGAAAUGAAGUAACUUUAUGAAAAAUUCUGCUAUCUCAAUCAAUAUCUUGAGAGAAAAUUUGAUGAUGAAGAAAAUUUGAAAUAUUUAACAGAAAUGGGCUUUAAAAUUGUAGCUAGAUUUGAUGCUUAAACUUAAUAUUUUACUUACAUUAAAUACAAUGGCACAAUACCUACUAUUCCUGAAUAGCCAAAUAAGACAUCUUUGGAUUUAUUCAUAUCCAGCUGUUGCAGUCUGACAAAGUUUGAAACUGAUCGCAUUGAAUCUACAGAAUUAGAAAAUUAUUAUUCAGAAUUUUGCACCUUAAAUCAUAUGUAAAAGAUUUAAUUAAAUGAAGGUUCCUUAAAGAGAGAUUAUGGUGUAUCUACUGUUUAUUUGCCUUAAUAAUGGGUUGAGAGAGAUGAAAAAUAUGAUGUGUAAAAGCUUAAAAAGAAAUAUUUUAUUGAUAAAAAAAGAGUAGAAAACAAUUUUAAGAUAUUAUUAGCAAAAGAUAGCUUUUUAUUCAGUAUGCUUUAUGACACUGAAGAUUUCAAGUAAGCAUAAAGAGAUAUAUAGGUCGCAACAGGCUGGCAAUUCUUUGAUUUAAUUACAGUUAUGGCUCACGUUUUAGUUAUGACAUUAAUAGGUUGUCCUUUAAUUAUUUUGGCAAUUUUCCUUAGAGCUUAAUAAUCUUCUUAUUCAUUAAUUCCUCCUAUGAGAUUAAUCUUCUAAGACACAAUUAAUUAUUAUCCUACUUCUAUACCCGCCAAGCUAAUAGAUGAUAAUUGGAUUGUUUAAGCAAUUACAAUCAUCACUUUGAUAUUUUGGAUUCUUUCUUUUUGGGAUUUGAUUUAUUAUUAUGCAAGUAUGGACUUCCCUUAAGAAAAGUACUUUAAUGAAUACAAAAUGGUAGGCAAAUUCAGAAAAUUCCUAUCAGGUAUUAUGUGGAUCAUUGUUCUCAUCUCUUUUUACACAUUUGCAGUUUAUUUUUCAUUGGUUGCUAUUUGGUUAAUGUUGAGUGCUAUCAUCAAUCCAAACGCUUUCUUACCCUAUGCAACUUCUGCUGCAACAUUUGUCACUUUAGUAGCAAAAAAAUAUAAGGAUUUCCAAGAGAUUUCUUAAAAUGGAUUUAAAAUAAUAUCUGACUAUCUGUAGUAAAUGGCAUCAGGAUAAUUCCAAGAUUUGCUCAAGAAAAUGAAUAUUUAGGAUAAAAUAGCUGAUAUGGUACCUACUGAUACAUUAAAAGGCAUCACAGCUGAAGCAUCCAAACUUGGAAUAAUAGAUGCCUCUACAUCUGAAGAAAUUUAAAACAAUCUUGAAAUUAUGAUUAGAGAUCCCACCUCAGUUUCUAAACUAGGACAAGAGCUUGUUAAAAUUUCUUAAGAUCCUCAAGCGUAUGCUUAAUAAAUUUCUCAAAAGCUUGAAGAAAAAGCUAAGGCUAUAAUCUAAUAACAAGUAAGUGCUAUUGACAAAGAUCUCAGAGAUGAAUUAGUCAAUCUCAUUUGGUGUUUGCUUAAAAAUUAAAAAAGCGAGCUUAAAAAUUCAAUAAGUUCCUUUGUUAACGCUCUCAUCAAUAUAUUCUAAAAGAAAUAGGGUAAAUAGUUACUUAAAAGCAUAGGCUUCGUUAAUCUUAAAGGACCCGUAUUCGAUUUUGUCUGGGAGUUUGCUUUCCCUCAGGAAAAUUUCAAAGGAAAUUACUAAGACCAUUUAAUAAAUGUAUUUUGUGUUGCAUUAUCAAAUGUGAUUUCUGUUUGGAAUAAGCAACUCAAAUCAAUCAUCUCAAUAGAUUAAUAAAUGGCUAAAAAGCAAAACGAAAAUAGAGAAAAAGGAAAUAAAAAGAAUAAUAAAAAAUAAAAUUCUGAAAAAACAGAGCAAUAAUUGCUGAAAGAAAAGCUUUUGAAGGAUAUCGAAAAGGCAGAUUCUGUGAUACAAGCUGAGACUGGUUAAGAAGAAGAACUAGAAAUAGAACUAACUUCAGAAGAGGCUAUAACUUAUGCUUAUAAAAAUAUUAUUUAUUCAGUAAUCUAGAUAUGUCGCUCAAUUUAAUCAAGUAACAGCGAAGUUAUUUUGAAUUAAAUUCUAAAUCUUGUGUAAAAUGGAAGCAAGCUUCCAGGAUUUGAUGGACUCAACUAAAUUAAAUAGUACUAAGACAUAUUUAAAAUAGGUUACGCUAUUUUUAAAAAUGAUGGAGAAGUUGACUUUGAAGAUGUCAGUUCUGCCUUUAAAGGAUUUUUAAAAAAUACUGGUUUGGAAAAUUAAGUAAAGGAAAUAGCAGGAGUUGGUAUUUUAGAUGUACUUAAAAUAGUUGAGAUCAUUAUUUAAAGCUUUAAAGGUCAAAGCAAGUUGAUGUCUUCUAAUACUAUUAAAAAAGCUAUAUAAAACCUUUUAGGUUCAGUUGAUUUCGUUUCAAAGAGAAUGAUGAUUAGAAAACAAGAAUUUAAGGAUGUAAAGUUAAUGACCUCUGGAGAUGAAUGCUUAAAAAUGAAAGAUGAUGUCACAGUUAAUUUAAACGAAACAAAAGCUGCUAUUAAUGAUUUAGAAUAAUAAAGAAUCAAGGCUAAGUAGAAUGAAGAAUCGUAUAAAGAAAAAUUAGAGAGCAGUUUAUAUUAUCUCAGAUAUUAUUGCAAGGAACUCCUUUAACAGAAAUAAGACGAACCUGGAUUUGAUUAAGCCAAGAUAGAUGAAAUAGAUAAUGCCUCUGGAGAGAAGAUCAUCUAUGAGCUUGAAAAAAUUCUAGAAGAAAUCAGAAAAAUUAACUUGGAUAAAAACAAAGUUUAUACUCAACAAAAAUCAGAUAUUAUGAAAGAAUUUGCAAACAUGAAGAAAGAAAAGGCAGAAUAAUAAGAGAAAUUAAAUGCUUUGAAUACCAAAAUAGACCCUCUUAAGAGCAAAAUCAGAAAAAAUUUAGAAGAAAAGCUCAAAGAAAAGACCAAGCUAGAAAAUUAAAAAAAUGCUGAUAUUACAAAACAAAAGGAUGUGAUUAAAGAAAAAUAAAAAAUAAUUUCUAAUGUUAAAUAGCAAAACAAUCAAUUGUCAAUAAAGCUUAAAGAAAAAGAACUAAAUAGAAAGAGAAAUAUUGAAAAAUUAGAGGAGUUAGAGAAAUAGCUUAUAAAUAAAGGCUAACCUGAAGAGGAAGCUGAAGGAAAUGCAUAUAUUCCUAGUGAGGGAGAUAUUUAAGAGUUGAUGGCAACUGAAAUUCAUAUGAGAAAUCCAUACUUGCUUGAUCAUGCUGACGAUGAUGAUGAAAACUAGCACUUUAUCAAAAAUAAUGAAGAAAAUAAAUAGUCAAAAAAAAAGAGAGAGGAAGAAGAAUAAUUAAUAGAAAUUAAGCAAGUUGAAACCACAAUUAGAAAUAUAGAUUCUGAAAUUAAUUAAAUCAAAUAAGAAAUCGCUAAAAAUUAGGAUUAGAUUAAAUCAGUUGAAUAAGAUAUUAAGGAGAUUGAAGAUGAAAAUAUUUAAGAUAUUGAGAAUUAAUAUACAAGAGAUAUCGAACAACUGAACAAAAAAUUUGCUUUGAAAGAUGAAGAAGAUGAAUUAGUACUUCUCUAAGAAGAAUAUGAAAAAGAAAAAGAAAUUUAUGAAGAAAUAGUCAACAAAAUAUCUGAAAAUAUGGUUCAACAAGAAGAUAUAGAAGAAGACAUCAAAUCAAAUGAAGAGAACACUAAUUAAUAUGUAGUUGAUACUCAAUACUAUAUGGACGAAUUCAAGACAAGCUAAAAAGCACUCAAUAAAGUUUAUUAAGAUAAGAUUGAAUAUCAUGAAAAAAUUGAUGAUUUAUAGGACAAAAAAAUAAAAUUCGAAUAAUAUCUAAUUGAAUUGGAUGAGAAAUAUAAAACCAUAUCGGAGGAGCUUAAAGAAAAAAAUAAGCAAGAAGAGGAAGAAGAAAAGAAAAGAGCAAAGGAAGAGGCAUAGAAAAAAGAAGACAAUGAUAACUACUUAUCAACAGGAUUAACAAUUAUGCUUAAUUUCUUUAGUGGAUCUAUCUCAGGUUUGUAGGCUGAUUUAGUUAAAGAACUCGGUUCCUUCUUUGAUUUGAUUUCUGAUAGUAUAGAAAGUGACGAGAUAAAGAGAAUGUUUAAGUUCUUGAAAAGUUAAAUUUUAGAUGAUUCAGAUGAUUAGAAAGGAAAGUCAAAUAAUAAGGGAAAAGAAAAAAUUAAUAAUUUUUAGAGCAUUUUGAAUUUGUUAGAUAUAUUUUUGAAUGACUCGAUUAUUUCAUCUGAUAAAAUACUUAAGAAUGGUAAAGAUAAUCUUUUAGAAAGCGAAGUUGUUAAAUCACUUCAAAUACUCUUUACUAGUAGAUUCGAAGGAUUCACAAAAUAAAAAGCUAUAGAUAACUUUUUAAAAGGUUCAGACUUACUUGAACUUAUAUCAAAAGUUAUGAAGAUGAAAGAAGAUACAAUCCUUGGGUUCAUGGAGCUUUUACUAGGCUACAAAACCAGCAGAGAUGCACACACCUUUGUCAAUUUCGCUACUUCAUUAAAUAAGAUUAAGGAAAACAAAGUCCAUUCUUUGAUGCAUCUGUACAAUUUAUACUCUUCUAAAAACCCAAGUGAAUUAUAUGAUGCUCUAAAUUUCUUUUAGGUUACCAAAAAUGUCUCAGAAGAAUAUAAAAAUAUUACAAUCAAAGAUUUAGUUUCAGUUUUGUUGUUCAUGAGAGGUUCAUUAGAGUUCGACUAUGUAUAAACUAUUAUUGAAGAAAAAUUGAAACUAAUUCCUUAAAAGGACUAAGAGUAAAAUCCUAAAAAAUAACUGGAAAUUAAGGAGAGAAUGAAAUUUAAUUUGGAAUUACCAACUCAUUUCAAGAAGCUAUUUGAAAUAGAAACUAAGGGAUAUCUGCAAGCAAACACUCUACAAGCAGACUUCAAAGAUAUCAAUAGAAAUUUUGAAAUUCUGCUUGAACAAGCUGACUUUAAUUUCUUCAAGAAAUUCUCAUCGAUCAGAAAUAUACCAAGAAUUGAAGAUCCUUCAUAAAACACUUUGGUAAAGAGCUCUAUUUCUGAUAUUUCUGAUAUGUUAAACAUAGACUAUUAAUCUGUGGAAUUCUUCAUCAACUUACUUACUUCAUCAAAAGCAGGAAAGAUAAAGUAAUCUUUAGACAUGCUUUAGAUUUUAAAGAUUAAUCCUAAAUGUGAUGACAAUGACAUAAACACAUUUGUUGAAUUUAGUGCAUCUGUUUUGGAAAAAAUUGAAUCAAAAAAUUAAAACAUAUAAAAUAUUUCUAAGAAUAUCUUUUCAGAUAAACUUCCUGUUUGUUUAUUAAGAAAGAUUCUAUAUCAUGAAGGAGCUGUUAUUCCAUACUCUGAUUAUUUAGACCUUUUUAAUAUCUACUGUAAUAACAAUAUUCCUAAAUCAAUAACUAACUUAAUAGAUUUCAGAUACGGUAUUACAGGAAACAGGAAAAGAGAUAUCUACAAAUUUUUGCAUCCUUUCAAAGAUAAUUCAGUAGAAGAUUACAAGAAAUUUAAGAAAUCAGGUUAGGGCUAAUAUGGUUUAAUCAAAGCAGUCUAAAUCCUAUCUAUUAAUGAUGAAGCCUUUAGAAUUUAACAUUUCCUUUAAUAUUUAGUUAAUACUAAUUAAGAAGCACUAUUAAUGGCAAGCUGUUUGCUAGUCUAUUUUAGUGGUCGCUCUAGUAAUGUUACUCUAAGAAUUUAAGAUAAAUAAGAUAAAAAGCAAAAGAAGGUCAAUGUAGAAUAGAUGUUGUGCAUAUUACUUUAAGUAAAAUAAGAAUUCUUCGAAGCAGUCCACACUUAUUUCUAAGAAGACACUAAUUAUUGCACACAAACCAUGAUUAAAUUUUAUCGUUAGUUAGAUUACCUAGAGCAGUAAGCAGAUGGAGAUGAAAAUACUGUUCUUGAAAACAAUAUAACUAUUUCAGAUAAAAAUGUCGAAUAAUAUGUCAGACUAGUAAAUCAUAUGCAAUUUAAUACAUCUUUUGUAUCUAAAGAUACAAAUAUCCCUAUCGAAGCUGUCGAGUUAGUGUCUAAUCUAAUGUAUAUCAAGAAUUCUAAGAGUGACUAGGAGCGUAACGCAAUUUUCGAGUCUAUGAGAAACAACACUUAUAUCUCAAAGUUAUUCUAACAGUUAGGAGUCAAUCAUUAAGAAUUAGUUACUUUAAUUAAAGUAAUGUACUAAGACUACGAACCUACAAAUAUUAAGUGGAUUUCUAAAUCACUCAAGCUACCUCCAUAAUUCAAAAUUGAUGGAUUGUAGUAGUUGGCAAUGAUAGAUUAGAUUCUUCCAAUCUUUGGUGAGUCUUCUCAAAAUAAAAAAUAGCUAGUUAACUUGAUUAAGACAAAUAAGUUUAUUAAAAGCUUCAAAGUUGAUACAACCUGGGCUGAAGUUGCUUAUAUUUUGUGCAAAGGAGAUUUCUGUCUUCUUUCUAAAUACUAAGAUGUUUUAAUACCUCUCAAGUAUCCAUCUGCUAUAAGAUUUGAAUAAAUUAUAGAACAAGAAGAGCUUUAACAAUCUAGAACUUUGACUUAGGCCGUUAAUGCGAAAGAAAUCAAGUACAUCUCUCUAGUUUAAGGUUUAGUUGGCUUGCUCUCUUGCAGAUACUCGACCUUCUAAACAACUGAAUUCCUUUAUCAACUUUACACUAUAAUAAGUUAGAAAUAUGUGAAAGAUGAACAUCUAACUAUUGAAGAAGGACUCAAAAAGGGUAAUACUCUUCAAUAUGCAAUCUAUAAGUUUACUAAAAGCACAUUAAUGAGUCCUGUUUGGACAUUACUUAUGAUGGGAGAUCAAAACACUUGGGAAUUCAUAGCUUAGAGCCACUAUUUAGUUAAUAAUAACAAGAACCCUUACCUUAAUCCAAUUUUGGCUUUGGUUUAUGUUCUUAACUUUAGAUCAAAUCCUUUAAUUGUUAAAUAAUUACUUGCCGAUUUAGAAUAUGCAUAAAGAUGCUAUUAAAUUUAUGUUGCAAAACUAAAAAAAGAAUGCCUAAAAAGGGCUCAAUUAGAAAAGAAAAAGGAAUAAAAUGAAUAUGCUGAAGAAAAUAACAGUGAUGAAGAAAUUGAAGAACUUUUGUUGAAGGAUAUCAAAAAGAAAAACAAAAAAUAAACAGAUAAAGGCGAAAAAUCAAUGAAAUUUGAACUCACUGAAUAAGAAAAGCAAAGGCUUUAAGAGCUUGAAGAUAAAAUAAAGAAUUUUAAGAUUUAAAUAAAUAAUAUAUUGCUAAACAGUCUGGAAAAGGAUGGUGAAAAGUUGAUUCACAUUGCAGAGGAGUUUAACUUCCCUAAAAAAGUUAUUAACAUGCUCUUAGUUUAUGAACAUGACUACGGAGAGAAGAAGAAAAAUGAUGAAGAAAUCGAAGAUGAAGAAGAAGAAGAAAAAGAAGUCAGAUUGACUACAGCUUUAAUUUAUAAGGCUUUUGAACCAUUAGAAAAAGAUAUGGAAAAAGAAGAAAAUAAAAAUAAAUUUGGAGAAUUCAGAGAACUUGAAAUGCUUAAUUAAGUCUUCGAAUAUGUUGGAACUGAUUUCUACACUGAUCCGAGAAGAGAAAGAAUGAAUUUGGAUCAUGAAGAAACUAAUUUUACUAGGAGCUAUUGUUUAUAUACUCAUAAUUCUAGUCCUGUAAUGCAAAUGGUUGUUUUGAGUACAAUUGCAUAGCUUAAAUUAUCAUAUUAUGAUUUCUACGGAUUUAACGGACGUGACGAAGAUCAUUAUAAGCAAGUAACGUUUGCUAUUGAUCUUAUAUUAGGAACUUUGGAGAAGUAUUAUUAUUUCGAUGAUAUGAUGGAUUUCUUCCCCCGUCACAGACUCAUUCCUUUAAUAGGUUUAUCAGUUGGAUUUAUCAUCGAAUCAGAUGAUAUACUUUCUUCUAUGACCUCAAGAAAUAUAUUUGGUUAAAACUAUUUCAAUGAAGUAAUAAUGGAGCUUUGUUAUAAAGUUUAUGAUAAAUAAUCUGAAGAGGAAUAAGAAAAUGGAGAAGAUUAAAAAUUAGAUAAAUAGAAAUUCUAAAAAUUCAUAGAGCUACAUAAAUAUAAACUUAAAUUAAAAUAUUUUAUGGAAAGGAUUGUUGAUUAUGAUCUCGUCUAUCAGGUUGAAUAUAAUUAUGGUUAUCAUGGAAUAUUUAAAGGAAUUACUUAAUCAGAAGUACAGUCGGAACUAGAAAAAAAGAAUUUAGAGAAAUUAAUUGAUAAUUAUGAUGAGAUGAUGUGGGAUUGUUUUGAAAGAGAUGAAAUUCUUUAUCAUAUAACUGACUCAAAGUCGUACUCAACUUACACAAAACGUAGUUAUUAUAUUGAUAGAGAUUCUUACAAUGAAAUUGAUCACUAUUCAGGAGAAAAAAAGAAAGAUUUGUUUGAAUAUUUAGAUAAUUACACAAAAGUAGCUGAAACAGAAAACUUUAAAUUUAUGAUCGACAUUUACAAAGAAAACUAUAAAUCUUUGAAUGACAAUGAUCAUUUUUCAGCUAAUUACGGAUAAGAUAGUAAUAUGUAUUUUGGUACCUUGAUACUUAAUGGAAUCAUAUAACAAUAAAUGAAAGAAAUUAAAAUGGAAGACUUUUAAUCUCAUGUUAAUUCAACAUCCCUCUACAUGACUAGCAACAAAAAAGCUCUUGCAGAAAUUCUAAGUUUGCUAAUUCCUUCUCUAAAAUCCAGUUUUACUUCAUUAAAUGAAUUAUUGAAUGUUUCGGAAGAAAAUCUUUAAAGCUUUAUAAGUUUAGCUAUGAGUAAGAGUAUCAAUCAAUCAAAAGAUUUAGAGACCCUCCUAAAAAAAUCUUCAUUGUCAGAUUCUAAUAAAGAGGCUCUAAAAAAUUGUGUUUGGGCUUAUCAAGGUGAAAUGAGAGAACACUUGAAAUUGAUUUAUCACUCUCCUGUUUUCUUGCAGUCUCCAAGAGCAAUUAUUUUGUUCACUAAAUUCCUUUGGUCAUUUGAAAAAAGUUCUAUGCAUAAAACUAUUAAUAAUCCAUAUGAAAUAAAUUACUUUGACUUCUGUAAUCUAUCGCCUAACAGAAUUAAAGCCUUAGAAAAAGCUUAGCAGUAUUUAUGGAAAAUUAGUUAAAAUCUUUGUUACUAAAAAUGGAUUAUAGAAAAUAAGGUAGAUCCUAAAAAAAAUGAAAAUUCUAUAGAUAACUACAAAUUAAAAUGCAUAUACAGAGGAAAUAAUAAUGUUAGAGAUAACCAUAUGUCUUUACUCCUACAAAAAAUCCUUUAUAAUGAUUGGAACUUCCUCAUAACUUAAGAAAAAGAUUAAUUACAAUAUGCUUUCAAUGUAAUAUUUGAUACAAAGAGUGAAGUAUAGUGCCUUGAAAAACUUUAAAUCCUUGCACUUGUAAAACCAUUAAAAUCUGGACUGAAAGUUUCUGCUGAAAAUUUAGAUGACUAUGUAAACUUCACUAAGGUAAGUAACAUGAUUAGAACAGGAGGUGACUUCUUCUCAAGCCCCUCUGAAGCUAGACAUUUACAUUUACUUUUUAGUUUAUCCAACAAUUCGAUAGUCCAUAUUUUAAAUUGUUUAAAUACUUCUGAAGAAGAAUGGAAUUUCGAUUUCUAAGAAGAAUAAGAAGAAGAAAAACUAAAUGCUAAAGUCGCUGAGUAUAUCAAAGAAAAUAAAUUAGAUCCUGAGUCUAAAGAAUAAGAAAUCUAAGAUUAAAUCUUUUAAAAAUACAAUUCUCUUAAAAAAGAAGCUCUUCAAGCUCUUAGAACAAAUACUUUAAAAGAUGAGAGUGAAGGUAUAUCAAAAAGCAAAUAUUUAUCUUAUAUUCUCUAAUCUCUUUUCUUAUGGAAGAACAUUUCUAACAUCAAGUGGGAUGAUAUCUUAAAAAAUUCAGAGGCUUUUAUUGAUAAACCUUACCAAUUUAAGGAAUUCAAACAUUAAAUAGAUUUCUUGUUUAAUUAUAUCCAAUAUUUAUCAAUUUUACCCGCUGUUAUUCUAGAUAAAGCUGGUGCUAAACCAGCUCCUAGCAAGAGAAAAGAUGUUUCAAAACUAACUUCGUUAAAACCUGCAGAAAAAGAACCUAUAGAAUCUGUUAUCGUAGAAGAAACAAACGUAUUUAAUGUCCUUAAAAAAAUGAAAUUCAAAAGUUUAGACACAGAAAUAUUUACAAGACACAUAACAUAUGAAAGCAAUUCUAUUUACUUAAUUUAUCAAUCCUAUGAAAAAGUAGUCACAUAUAUGGGAUAAAUAGCUUCUGAAUACGCAGCUAUAUGCGAAGAAGACGAAGAAGAAGAAAUAAAUGAAGAAGCCUUCAGAGAAAAAUUCAAAGAACAAAUUUGUUCCGUCUCUGAAAAUAUUUAUUUCAUGCUUAACUUCUUGAAUGGAAGCUUCUUAAAAGAAAUAGAACAUGCCCAUCCAUUAAUUGAAUAUCUUGCUAAUCUUUACUUUAAAGGGCUCUAAGCUAUUCACACUCAAAAAACUGAACCUAUAACUUAGUAUCUGUAAAAAUGCAUGGAAGAUAAAAACUCAUUCAUCUAGAUAAUCUUGAAGGAAUGUCCAGAUUAUGCUACUAUUUUUAAUCAGGUUUUGAAUAUAACAUUCACAAUAUCAUUCUGCACUAUGAACGAUUCAAAAAUUGAUAGGUUAGAAAAAGAAAGCAUCCUUAAUCAAAUAGAUGAUUUGCUUGUUACUGUAGGCAGAGAUUUGCUUUAGAUUGAUGAUAAUAUUGUCAAUUUAAUAUAUGCUGUAUUCUAUCUUAUUACUAAUCAAGAAACUAAGAGAAUGAAAGAAAACGCAAAGCUUAAAGAUAAAUAAAAUUGCUUAAUUAUAUUACUAAAGAUAGCUUUUGAAAACCCUGAUUUAUCAGACUUUUUCUUUGGAUCUCCAAAGACUGGAGAAAGUGCAGAAUAAAUUGAUAAGAUGAUAAGCACUAUUACAAACGUCUUAUAAUCGAUUUUAGAUAAACCUUCAUAAUCUAUUAAUGAUAGCGACCUUGUUAAAGAAGUCCUCAAACUGCUUAAAUAUGCUAGUAAGGGUAAUAUAGAUGUAAGCAUUAUAGAAGAUGUGAUAUCCAUACUAACUGGAGAUCAUCAACGUGUAUUCAAUAUUCUUAAAAAGUUUGAAAUAGUUGAUGAAAAUAAGAUUGCUCUUAUUCAAAGAGCUUACAGUUAAGUAGUAGAUAUGCCUAUAUUUAACAACAAAGACAAAGCUAUUGUUGGAAGCAGCUCUUCUGAAUAACCAGAUAAAAUUAAAGAAAUUGUCAAAAAGCUCCAAGAUGGAAAAGCAACAAUUAAAGAUGUUUUUAUUGCGGUUGAUGCAGAGGGUGACAAUAGUGGUACUAUAUCUAUAGAUGAAUUCUAGUCAUUUGUUAGAAGAUUGGGUAUGGAGUUAAGUAGACACAGAGUUAAUGAAAUUUUUGCAUAUAUUAAAAAUAAAAAACAAAAACCAGGUAGCGUUGAAAAAACAGAUGAAUUGACUUUAAAUGUAGAGGAGUUCGAAAAAGCAUUUAAAUAUGUUAACGAUAAGAAAACUUCUAUGUCUCUAGAAAAACUAGGCAUAUCACCUGCUCUGCUUGUUCUUGCUCUUGGUACACUUAUAGUAAUUCUUAUACUUUUAUUUGUAUUCAUCUUCUUUGGUAUUAAUGCUUUUGCUAUGGGUGGAACAUUUGGCUCUAUAAUCAACUCACUCAUUCCAAUGGCUGCUGCUGGAGGUGCUGCAGGAUCACAAGAAGAUAAAAAAGAUAAAUUAAAAGAAGAAGAAGUUUCUACGGCAGUUGGUGAAACUCAAGCUAUUAUACAUUCUGAAAAUCUAUGA